Messenger RNA from Esox lucius (northern pike), 1523 nucleotides. Its product is annotated as proteasome activator complex subunit 3-like. Gene Ontology annotation, cellular component: cytoplasm; nucleoplasm; proteasome activator complex. Gene Ontology annotation, biological process: positive regulation of endopeptidase activity; regulation of G1/S transition of mitotic cell cycle; regulation of proteasomal protein catabolic process. The transcript is spliced from 11 exons. The record is from RefSeq and is a predicted model, not a curated record. The coding region runs from base 122 to 892 and encodes 256 amino acids. Lineage: Eukaryota; Metazoa; Chordata; Actinopteri; Esociformes; Esocidae. Gene Ontology annotation, molecular function: endopeptidase activator activity.
GCAUGUUUACUGCGUCAUUGCUGGAUUUUUGAAGCGGUGGGCAAAAGCAACAUAACCAUCUACAUCCUUUGUUGCUGUUUAUAUUAGUGAGCUGCAUAGUGAAUUACAUUUUUCUUAAAUUAUGUCAUCGUUUAAGGUAGAUAGAGACCUCAAAACAAAGGUUGAUACGUUUAGAGAGCAGAUCACAGGUGAGGCUGAAAACCUGGUUGCUGACUUUUUCCCCAAAAAGUUGCUGGAACUAGACAGUUUUCUGAAGGAGAGCAUUCUGAAUGUCGCAGACCUGAAAGAGAUCCAUUCAGAGAUAAACAUCAAAGUACCAGACCCGAUCAUCCUUAACAAUAUUCAUGAUGGACCGGAUGUGCAAAAUGCCAGAAAACGGAAAAUGGAAGAUGGACUAUGUGAUGAGAACUGUCAAGAUGAUCCCAAGGUGUUCGUCAUGUCGGGGGGGAUGAUGAAGAGCAAUGGCCAGCUGGUGGACUUGAUCGAACGAGUCAAGCCAGAGAUAAGGACCCUAAUAGAGAAAUGCAACACAGUCAAAAUGUGGGUCCAGCUCUUAAUCCCCAGAAUUGAGGAUGGUAAUAACUUUGGUGUGUCCAUUCAGGAGGAAACCGUUGCGGAGCUCAGGACUGUGGAAGGAGAGGCCGCCUCAUACCUGGACCAAAUAUCCAGGUAUUACAUCACUCGAGCAAAGCUAGUCUCAAAAAUUACAAAGUACCCUCAUGUGGAGGACUACCAGCGCACAGUGACCGAAAUAGAUGAGAAGGAAUACAUCAGCCUCAAGAUCAUUGUGUCCGAGUUGAGGAAUCAAUACGUGACAUUACAUGACAUGAUCCUGAAGAACAUAGAGAAGAUCAAGAGGCCACGGAGCAGCAACAACGAAGCCCUGUAUUGAACACCACCUGCUCUCAAACUCCUUGUAACAACCAUUGGCUGGAACACGGGUAUUUGUUUUGGACUAUUGUCAUCCAUUGUGUCGAGGUAGACUUUGAAAUGACCUGCUCAAGACGUGUUUCCAGUUUGUACCUUGAGGCUGGAUGUUUCUCAGUGUUGACCAAUCAAGCUGGCUUGAACUAAACUUAAACACUGCUGGCCCCCACCUAGGUUGAUUCAAGGUGAGAUGGAUCGGUUAGGGUCCUUGGUCCGCGGCUUUGGGCUGGUAUUGUGUGAAAAAGCUUCAUGGACGUUUCACUAGUAUGCUUUGUCUAUUUUGUCUUUAGUUUGUUUUUAAGGAAAUAUUUUUAGGACUCGAAAGCCCUUGGUGGCGUGCGUGCUCACAGUCUGCAUUUUAGCUAUAGUGUAGCUUGCAGUCUCAUCACAGGACAUUAAAAAAAGAUUAACUGGAACUAUUUACAAGUACAUUGUGAAAGACAAUGGUCUAUUUCCAGCACAGUCUGUAAUUGCCAUCAACUCUUACUCUGAUCUUAGAGUUUACAUCUCUUAAGUCCGGUGUAAUGUUUUCAUAUCCCAGGUGGUACGUGAUGAGAUGUGUAAUUACUGCUUAUUAAUUGUAAUUUUGAUUUAAA